AAAAUAUCCAUGGAAUUCCAUUCUGGCGCUUGGUGUCAAUUUUGCAAGCUUGUAGGGAUCUUCAGUACCGUAAUCCAGAGCUCUUCUCUACAGUAGCAGACUAUGUAGCCUCAACAUUGUUUGUUUGGCAGAAUAAGCAGACUGUCAUGUUUCUCUCCCUUUUUGAGGACCUUGGCUUUCGUCAUACAAGUUUGCUGGAUGCAUUUGCUGUAAAAGUGAUUAAUGACCCACACUGCCUUACCCUGAAGGAGCUGCACACUGUCCUUCGUGUUUACUCCCUCCUCAAUCACCUGCCCAAUGAUCAUAGUCAACGGUUUCUGGAAGUUUUGAAUAGUAGUGUUGAGAGUUACCUGCCAAAGCUGUCCUCUUUGGAUCUCCUGCGCUUCACCUAUUCCUUUUGCAUUUUGGGGCACUUUCCACCAACCUUGUUUAACAAUCUCCUGCAGGAGGAUGUUGUCAAUGAGCUGUUAACCUCAGAUAACUUUCAUGAUAUGAUUGUGAGGAUGUUGCACAAUAUCAACGUUUGUUUGGAACUGGACAAUUUGUCAUUUGCCAAGCCAAUCAACCCGCCUGUUACCAUUCCCACUUCAAGCAGCAUCACUGUCAACCCAACAGUCCAGCAAGCAUUACAAAGCAUUCUGGGAGAUGAUGGUCUAUUCCAGCCUGCAGUGCAGUUGCCAAUGGAUUAUUACGUAGAUUUUGAAGUUGCUGUUGAUAAAGAAAAGAAGAGAGCAGUCCCGUUGUGUGAGGCUGAAAGUCGUAACCAGGAUAUUCAGAGAGUGGCUGUUCUGUGUGCUCCAACUUCUGCAUUCUGCUAUGGAACAACCCACCCCAGAGGAAGGCUUGCACUGAAACUGAGGCAUCUCACUGCUCUGGGCUACCACACUGUACUGGUACCUGAGCAUCUUUUUGGCAGGAUGAGUGAAGAUGAAAGGGUCUACUUUUUGAAGAGUAAGAUGUAUGGAGAGGAGCAGCAUUCUGAGGACAGCACCAGUGCACUGCCUAAUCAGGGGAGUGAAAAAGUCUGAUGGGUGGCAGUCCAUUUGCCAAGAGGCAUGACUGUGGAAUAUCUGUCUUUCGAGUCACAUUCUGUGCUAAAAACAAGUUAGAAUGUAAGCUAUGGCCGUGGAUAGAACUGGUAAUGUUUCAGUCAUCAGUUUUAUCGCCUCUGACAAGACUUCUGCAUUUCUUGAACUGCUAAAAGAAGUGGCAGAAGUUUGUUGUCUGCCAGUUGGUUCUGCACAUGUGGACGUUUUAAACUGAUCUGUUUGUGGAGUUUUAAUAAUUAGCUCCCUGUCCUUGAUGUCUUAGUUAUGCAUAUUCAUGGUGUCUGGCUAUUGUGAGAAAUGGUGUAAACAAUGACAGCCAUGGGAAAAUAAAUAUUUGUAGAAAAAACAA
Molecule: messenger RNA, 1398 nt
Organism: Protopterus annectens (West African lungfish)
Lineage: Eukaryota; Metazoa; Chordata; Ceratodontiformes; Protopteridae
Product: FAST kinase domain-containing protein 2, mitochondrial-like
Biological process (GO): regulation of mitochondrial mRNA stability; mitochondrial RNA processing
Cellular component (GO): ribonucleoprotein granule; mitochondrial matrix
Molecular function (GO): RNA binding
Source: RefSeq, a predicted model, not a curated record